Messenger RNA from Hydractinia symbiolongicarpus, 4225 nucleotides. Its product is annotated as zinc finger protein GLI4-like. Gene Ontology annotation, biological process: regulation of transcription by RNA polymerase II. The transcript is spliced from 6 exons. The record is from RefSeq and is a predicted model, not a curated record. Gene Ontology annotation, cellular component: nucleus. The coding region runs from base 198 to 3923 and encodes 1241 amino acids. Lineage: Eukaryota; Metazoa; Cnidaria; Hydrozoa; Anthoathecata; Hydractiniidae. Gene Ontology annotation, molecular function: DNA-binding transcription factor activity, RNA polymerase II-specific; RNA polymerase II cis-regulatory region sequence-specific DNA binding.
UGGCAUCAUAAAGUUAAAACGAGUUUAGAAAAAGCAACCUAAAAUUGCGUUAUUAUUUAGUUUACUGUGUUUAACUAUUUUUUUUUCGGUUUUGAUAAUUGUUCACGUGACCGAGAAGGAAUAAAUUUAGCUUUCAAAAUGACAUAUUUAGAGAGUUGUCGUUAAAGAGGAAGAAAAAAUUAAACAAAUAAGAGCCAAUGAAGACUGACCACAUCUCGAACAGACUCAACAUGUUUCCGAACAGCGAAUAUGGCGCUAAUGUACGAUCAAGGCAGCAUGCCUCAUUUCAAGACAAACAACAAAAUAUAAACAAUAACAUUAGAGGUGUGCAUGAGAAUGACUUUUUUGUUCCCAGAAUUCCAAAACAAGAACCACUCGAUUAUCCGAUUUCUUAUGAGGAUGCGAGUUACAAGAAGGAUUACAGCCGGCUUCAGCACAACAGCUCCAUUGUCUCUGAUCAUACAUCUGUUAUUCCUUGGAAUAAAACUCCUUCGCGCUCAGAGGAUGAGAUGGUUUGCGACAGUAGCACAUCGCCGAUUUCACAUCGUCAGGGUAUAUUUGCCGUCCCCAAUGACCCGACAGAUACACGCAAAAGCAUCGGAGAAAAACAUGAUUUCCCUGUACGACCCAUGCCACAUAUGAUCCCUUCAGAGUUUUUAGCCAAUAUUAGUAGGCGCGGUCACCACAUGGAUCGACCCAACUCGACUGCGACAUCAUUACGAUCGACUGUGAUAGAUUUUCCAAGCAGAAACAGUAGCAGUUUUUCUAGUCCAAGACACUCUGCUAGGGGGAAGAAAAGGGUAUUAUCUAUUUCCCCGAUUGGAUCAGACUUGGAUUUAACCGAAAUUAUAAGAACUUCACCGAACUCAUUGGUUGCUUAUGUUAUAGAUAACGAAGUUCGUUCCGGAUUUGCGUCGCGCAAUUCCGGUAGAAAUUCUUCAUCAGCUUCCAUUCAUUCGCAUGGAUCAUAUGGCCAUUUAAGUCCUUCCCCUUAUAGUACACCUGUUCAUAUGUCGCGACAAAAAAAUCCUUUCUCUGCACCGCAGGCUCAUCCAGAAAGCCCAUCUUCUUCUUUUUAUUUAAGAAAGAAAUGGCCGCAUGGAGGCGGUCAUCCUUCAUUUCUGCCUCCACCACCUGCUAACGUUAACCAAGUCAGUUCGUCAACCGGUGAUUUAGGUAGCCCACAAAGUUCUGCCAAAGAAGAGGAAGAGGAAGUUUCUUUACCGCUUCCAAACAACAACACGGAGAAUGAGAAUAUCAACAAAGAAACAACAAACGAAGCUGUACCCAAAUCAACAAAGGAUGAUGAUUCAAUCGACGAAGAAGGUGCAGAACCGGAGAAUAUUCAAUGUUUGUGGAAAGAUUGUGGGCAAUAUUUUGACAAUCAAAACCAACUUGUUCAGCAUGUUAACACGAGACAUAUACAAAAGAACAAGAAAGAUUGCACCUGCUAUUGGCAGGAUUGUAGCAGAGAAGAGAAACCAUUUAAAGCUAUGUACAUGCUAGUCGUUCAUGUAAGACGACACACGGGAGAGAAGCCUCACAAAUGCCAUUAUGAAAAUUGCAACAAGGCUUACUCAAGAUUGGAGAAUUUGAAAACCCAUGUGCGGUCUCAUACUGGAGAGCGACCAUAUGUUUGUGAGAUCACUGGAUGCCAAAAAGCUUUCUCAAAUGCAUCUGAUCGAGCAAAACACCAAAACAGAACGCAUUCUUCAGUGAAACAAUACGGGUGCAAAGUACCUGGGUGUCCAAAACGUUACACGGAUCCAAGUUCUUUACGAAAGCAUAUGAAAACUGUACAUGGUGCUUUACCUCAACCGACUAAAAAGUUUAAAGCCGAUCGACCAAUCAAACGCGAGGAACAUGCUCAAUGCAAAGUUGAAGAAGAUGAUUCCGACGAUAUAAAAGAGGAGAAGAAAAAUCUUUCGCAGUGCAUGACUGUUAAAAAGUUUGCAAGUAGCAGUAAUCACAAUGGCAAUCAAAAUGGAUCCUCGUAUCCUACUUCCUCAAGCGGAAGUUCAGAGUACAGAAGGAGAGGAGCGUAUAUGCCAGGUGCACAUAACAACAGUCAGCAAAUUGGCGGCGGUGGAAACGUGGACUAUGGUGGUAGUAUUCCACGCAUGUGGGGCGUUCAGCAGGCUAGUCCCACUAGUACAACCAACGACGCUGAUUUAGCACAAGAACAAAACGACUACAUAAUAAACGCUUUCCAGGAAGAAGCAAAUCUAGGAAACGGUGUUCAAGUACAAGCGCCUGGAGUUCAAGUCAGAAAUUUCCCACGAGUUAUGAAACCCCUUGAACGGCUAUUAGACUCUAACAUAAACCCACUUCCUCCACGUCGUGGUAGUAAUGCAAGUGUUGGAUCAGCUGAUUCCAGUUACCAGUCAGGUUCAGAGACGUAUACAGGAAGUAGACGGGGUAGUGAUAUAAGCCUUCACUCGUAUACAUCGAGUGGUAGAAGAUCAGCUAAUCUUUCAAGUCCAAUGCCGUCACGAGCAUUAACUCCAAAUCGCAUAACACAAACCGUAAUUGAAGGAGAAGUCUUGGAACACUACAAUAAUCAAAAUACUCCUCCGAAGUCGUUUACAUUGGAAACCCGCGAUAACAAUUUGAAUGAUUUUGUAGCGCCUGUCACACAUAGUCGCGUGAGUAGUGGGUACGGUAGUCAAAACAGAUACUUUCCUUCUAAGAGUCCUUCGGGUCUUUCACCUGUGCCGCCAUCGGGUAACAGAGAAAUACGGCGUGCUAGUGAGGGUACUGUUAGAAGAAUGGGCGAUUUUAAUACUGCGUUACCAAACCGACCCUCAAUGCCACAGUUAAGGCGAGGAAGCGAGCCUCUACACGUACCACAUAUCAUUGAAAAUGUUCCACGAAGACAUUCGUUUCAUUCUUACAACCCUCUUCCCUUGCCUGCGACCAUGCAAAAGUCAUUCUCUGAUGAAUCUCCUAUGAUGAUGGAAGGAAAUAGCGCAACAACAACAACUAGUUCUGUGCCGAGAUCUUUCGCGAAUGUAAAUGCUGACGUUAUGUCAGCUGCCAAUGUUUUGCAAAUGAUGUCAAAUCAACCUCAGUACACUACACAUGCAAAACAACCGCAGCAGCAGCAGCAACAGCUUCAAUCACGCAAUCUUGUUGUCAUGCAGCAAGGGAGUGAUUUUCAACAGCCUUUUAGCUCCUGCCAGCAAUCACAAAUUAUGCAUGCUGUUGUCGAUUCUACAGUUUCUAAAAUGGAAUAUAGUGAGACAAACGAUGAUGAUCCAUUGACUUCAUUUGUCGAAAGUUACAACAUGUCCGAGCAGACUUAUCCAGUCAGCUCUUCGUCUGCUAUGAUAAACUCAAAUCUAAUUCUAAGUCAACAAAAUCGACCCAUGAACGAGAAUGACAUGUUGAACUCGAACCAAACUUUUAACCAACAAAGUCAUCAAAAAAUGCAAGUAAACCACCUAAUGCAACAAACACAACACUUUCAACAACAACAACAACAACAACAACAACAACAACAACAACGAUUGCAGCAUCAAAACAGACAGUCACAAAAUCAACGUCAGCAGCAACUCACAAAUGAACAAUCAAACUCUAGGUUGAGUCACCUGGGAAACUUUAAUAACAAUUCAUUUCUACAUCCACAGCAGCUAGAUGUACCUUACAGUCAGCCGGUGGAGAGAGGGACAUAUGACCUCACGCUGCAAUGGAGAGAUAAUCAUUUUCGAACAAAACAUGUGGAGGCGGAUUCCACAAUUGAUCCAUCUUUAGAAGAACUUAUGAUUCAGGGACUUGGUGAAUUAACGACACAAACAUGCGAAGAAAAUAUGUGUCGGCCUCAGAGUAACAUGGUUAUAAAUACUAUGAACACGCUUCUGUCGUCGUUUGCAGAAGAAAAUAAAUACUUUGAAAAUCAGUUACCUUUUGGUAGAUAUCCUUAAGACAUUGACAACAUUGAAGAAAUGUAAAUAAGUGUUUAGGGAAUAUAUUAUAGCAAUUAAAUAUUUCACGUUGUAUAUACAGAUUUAUCAUAUAUAUAUAUGUGUAGAUAUAUAUUUUUGUUUUACAUAAUAGACAAGUGCUGCGUAUCAGUAUAUUUAAAACAAUGACGACCAUAUGGCAACAAGUUAAAUUGACCAAUUUUAUGUAAGAAAAGCAUGUUUUGAAUUAUUGUUUGUACUUAUUCAAAGACUAACAUCUUUAGUCCUCUUACGAUCAUCUCUAAAUAAAACCAUGUUUAUAA